Gamsiella multidivaricata is the source of this 1187-nucleotide messenger RNA. RefSeq lists its product as uncharacterized. The record is from RefSeq and is a predicted model, not a curated record. Bases 98 to 862 code for a protein of 254 amino acids. The transcript is spliced from 3 exons. NCBI's taxonomy places the organism in Eukaryota, Fungi, Mortierellomycota, Mortierellomycetes, Mortierellales, Mortierellaceae.
GGUAUUUCUGUGUUCCUGGAUAGGCACCUGCAUUUUAGGCAUUGCCAUUAAACCGUGUAAUGGCUGACAGAACAGAAUAACACAACAAGAAUAACAAAUGCGGGUUUGUUGUUGUCGGUUCUUAAUCCACCUCUCCCGUCUUAUUCAGCCGUCGUUGUACCUUGUGGUCCUCCUCGAGACACUUCAACACAGACCAGCUUCCCUUUCUUUCUUGUGUUGCCUUACUCGCGUCAUUUCUUUCCUCCUCUUUCUUAGCCCUCGCGCUACCCUCAGUCCUCCAACUACAACUACCGCCUCAAUACACACGUUUACCAUGGACGGCGUCGACUGCGACUGGUGCCUGGUGUGUGAAAAGCACACUGCGGAAGGCGAGACCUACUGCUCAGAGGAGUGUCGCUCCACCGACCUCAUGUCCUCGUCCGCCUCAUCAUCGUCGUCCUCUACCUCUUCCGCGGGGUCUGCUUACUUCAGUCUCUCGCCCUCGAACUCGCCCGCAACCUCCUCCCCUUCGUCCCUCGGCAGCACCAGCAGCAGCAACAGCUAUACCCUGCCACCCUUUGUUCGCAAGCAGCGGACAAGUAUACCCAAUAUCUAUGCACAGUGCACCUCCAAUCCAAAUCCACCACCCUCGCUCAUGUUCAUCGCCGGCGGAAACACUGCCUCAGCACUCACGCACCAUCUUUCGAUGCAGCAGCAGCAGCAGCAGCAGCAGCAGCAACAGCAACAGCAACAGCAACAGCAACAGCAGAAUCAGCUCUACAACGAGAAGACCGACAACAACCUUCCUUCAACAGCAUAUCCAUUGUUUUAUGCCACGCUAAAUGCCCUGCGACCCAUCUCGCCUUCAGGUCCCCAUCAGUAGCCCUGGCAUAAGUGACGCCUGGAUCCGAACCGAACGAUCACUUCUUUACCAGAGUCGAUGCAGUUACUCACAAAAAGCAGAUACAGAACCAAGAACAGACGAUGCGAGGGGUUUUCCCUCGUAGCUCCCUUUCGUUGUCCACCUUAUCUUUUCCUCAUUUGUCCUACCAUGCGUUCGAAUGCGCAUUUGGCACCUUUUUUUUAUACCUUUACGGAGACGAGCGGGAUCAACCAACCAUCAGCACAGCUGGUACCACAUCGACAUGUCAGAACAGACACAGUGACAUUCCCGCCCGAGACGUUAUUUUACUCCCGUAUCUGAAGAG